Messenger RNA from Ceratina calcarata, 837 nucleotides. Its product is annotated as pancreatic triacylglycerol lipase-like. Gene Ontology annotation, biological process: lipid catabolic process. The transcript is spliced from 3 exons. The coding region runs from base 119 to 826 and encodes 235 amino acids. The record is from RefSeq and is a predicted model, not a curated record. NCBI's taxonomy places the organism in Eukaryota, Metazoa, Arthropoda, Insecta, Hymenoptera, Apidae. Gene Ontology annotation, molecular function: lipase activity; serine hydrolase activity.
UUUGUACACGAAACAAACUGGGAACAAUCCGCAGCAAUUGCAGUUGAACGACGUCGCUGGAUUGAAAAAGAGCCAGUUUAACGCGAGAAAGGAAACAAAAUUCGUUACCCAUGGAUGGAUGAAUUCCAAAAAGAGCAAAGCUUGCACCUUGGUUCGCGAGGCAUUUCUAAGAAACGGCGAUUAUAACGUGAUAGUGGUUGAUUGGAGCUCCAUAUCUAAGAGACCAUACUUAUGGGCAAGCAAACGCGUUCUGAUGGUAGCUCAAUACGUUUCCAAAAUGAUUGACUUCCUCGUGUCGCAAGGAAUGAGAACGUCUCAACUGACUAUCGUUGGCCAUUCACUAGGUGGUCACAUCGCUGGACUGUCAUCUUAUUAUGCGAAAAGCAAAGCACAUUACGUCGUUGCUCUGGACCCAGCUUUGCCUAACUUCUACUCAUCUGGCCAAGGUACCAGAGUGUCUAAAGGCGACGCGAACUAUGUUCAAGUGAUCCACACGAACGCUGGUGGCCUAGGUUACAAAUCAUCCAUAGGCGAUGCUGACUAUUUCCCAAAUGGUGGUACAAAACAGAAUGGUUGCAUAAACGUCGACGGCGGCGCGUGUUCACAUUCUCGAUCAUACUUUUAUUACGCGGAAUCCAUCGACAGUAAAGUAGGAUUUGCAGGAAGGAAUUGCGACAAUUAUGACAACUAUCUGAAUGGUAAAUGCAAGACGAAUCUUCUUAGCCUGAUGGGAGGUCUUCUGCCGAAGUUUAAUAUCAAGGGCAACUUUUAUUUGAAGACAACCAAUAAGUCACCGUUCGCUAUGGGUAACUUAGUCGAUUAUUAAGCCACAGAGAA